UGGACUUCCUGAGGAGGAUGAAGCAGGAGGAGCUGGCUGAGCGUCUGUGGAGCAGAACGUCUGCUGGAGUCUGCCAACAGAAGAUGAAAUGUGGCCUGAAGAAGAGGUUCCAGCGUGUGUUUGAGGGGAUCGCUAAACCAGGAGAGUCCACCUUCCUGAACCAGAUCUACACAGAGCUCCACAUCACAGAGGGAGGGACUGCAGAGGUCAAUGAGGAACAUGAGGUCAGACAGAUUGAAACAGCAUCCAGGACAGCAGACAGAGCAGAAACAAGCAUCAGACCAGGAGACAUCUUUAAAGCCUCACCUGGAAGAUCUCAACCAAUCAGAACAGUGCUGACACAGGGAGUGGCUGGCAUUGGGAAAACAGUCCUGACUCAGAAGUUCACUCUGGACUGGGCUGAAGACAAAGACAACCAGGACAUCCACUUCACAUUUCCAUUCACCUUCAGAGAGCUGAAUGUGCUGAAGGAGAAGAAGUUCAGUUUGGUGGGACUUGUUCAUCACUUCUUCACUGAAACCAAAGAAGCAGGAAUCUGCAGCUUUGAAGACUUCCAGGUGGUCUUCAUCUUGGACGGUCUGGAUGAGUGUCGACUCCCUCUGGACUUCCAGCACACUGAGUUCCUGACUGAUGUUACAGAGUCCACCUCAGUGGAUGUUCUGCUGACAAACCUCAUCAGGGGGAAACUGCUUCCCUCUGCUCGCCUCUGGAUCACCACACGACCUGCAGCAGCCAAUCAGAUCCCUGCUGACUGUGUGGACAGGGUGACAGAGGUCCGAGGGUUCACUGACCCCCAGAAGGAGGAGUACUUCAGGAGGAGGUUCAGAGAGGAGGAGCAGGCCAGCAGGAUCAUCUCCCACAUCAAGACCUCCCGAAGCCUCCACAUCAUGUGCCACAUCCCGGUCUUCUGCUGGAUCACUGCUACAGUUCUGGAGGAGGUGUUGAAGAGCAGAGAGGGAGGAGAGCUGCCCAAGACUCUGACUCAGAUGUACAUCCACCACCUGGUGGUCCAGGCCAAAGUCAAGAUGGUCAAGUUUGAUGGAGGAGCUGCCACAGAUCCACACUGGAGUCCAGAGAGCAGGGAGAUGAUGGAGUCUCUGGGAAAACUGGCUUUUGAGGAGAUGCAGAAAGGAAACCUGAUCUUCUAUGAACCCGACCUGACAGAGUGUGGCAUCGAUCUCAGAGCAGCCUCAGUGUACUCAGGAAUGUUCACACAGAUCUUCAGAGAGGAGAGCGGCCUGUACCAGGACAAGGUGUUCUGCUUCAUCCAUCUGAGCCUUCAGGAGUUUCUGGCUGCUCUUCAUGUCCAUCAGACCUUCAUCAAGUCUGGAAUCAACCUGCUGGAAGAGACAACAACCAUUCAGCAAUCUCCACAACAGCUUCAACUCCACCAUCUCCAUCAGAGAGCAGUGGACGAGGCCUUGAAGAGUCCAAAUGGACACCUGGACUUGUUCCUCCGCUUCCUCCUGGGUCUUUCACUGCCGACCAAUCAGAGUCUCCUUCGAGGUUUGCUGACACAGACAGGAAGUAGCUCACAGACCAAUCAGGAAACAGUCCAGUACAUCAAGGAGAAGCUGAGUGAGAGUCUGUCUGCAGAGAGAAGCAUCAAUCUGUUCCACUGUCUGAAUGAACUGAAUGAUGGUUCUCUGGUGGAGGAGAUCCAACAGUCCCUGAGAUCAGGAUGUCUGUCCAAAGACAAACUGUCUCCUGCUCAGUGGUCAGCUCUGGUCUUCAUCUUACUGUCAUCAGAAGAAGAUCUGAAGGAGUUUGACCUGAAGAAAUACUCUGCUUCAGAGGAGGCUCUUCUGAAGCUGCUGCCAGUGGUCAAAGUCUCCAACAAAGCUCUGUUGAGCUGCUGUGGGCUGUCAGAGAGAAGCUGUGGAGCUCUGUCCUCAGUCCUCAGCUCUCAGUCCUCCAGUCUGACACAUCUGGACCUGAGUAACAACGACCUGCAGGAUUCAGGAGUGAAGCUACUGUCUUCUGGACUGGAGAGUCCUCACUGUAAACUGGAAGCUCUCAGUCUGUCAGGGUGUCUGGUCUCAGAGGAAGGCUGUGUCUUGGUCUCAGCUGUGAGCUCCAAGUCCUCCCAUCUGAGAGAGCUGGACCUGAGCUACAACCAUCCAGGAGACUCAGGAGUGAAGAAGCUGUUUGCUGCAGUGGAGGAUCCACAGUGCAGUCUGGAGACUCUCAGGCCGUGCCGCCAGCCCAACAUGGCCGCAGCGUUGCACCGCGGACCUCGCCUGCACCCCCUGGUCGUGAAGGCGGACAGGAUCGUCUCCGACCUGAGGGAGGACAUCCGCCGGCUGUCGGAGGAGCUCAGGGAAAAAGACGAUCUGCUGGAGCAGCGCUCCUGGGCGGAGGUGGUGGUGCGGGGCCACAAGCCUAAGUCCACCGCGGCUUUGCCUCCACUGCCCCUCUCGAACCGCUUCCACGCCCUGGCGCAAUAUGACAGCCCGGCGGGUGGUGAGGGUCCGCGGUCUGCUGCGGCCGCUGCUGCUCCCGCGUCCUCUGGCGGGUCCGCCGCUCGCCGCCACGACACCCCGGAAGCCACGCCACCAAACACCGCCAAGCACUGCCGUCGCUCCGCCACGGCCCUGGAUCGCUACACCCCGGCCCCGGAAAUGGCUCCCUCCACCGCGGCCCACUCCUCCUCGGCCUCGGAGAAGGAGCUCCCCGCCGCGGCCACGGAUCACUCCGCCGCGGCCCGGGCCAACUCCACUUCGGCCUCGGAGAAGGAGCUCCGGGCCGCUGUCCCGGAGAAGGAUGUCCCCGCCGCGGCCAGGGAGCCGGGCCGCUCCCCGCCGGUCCCGGAGCGGCGGCGAUCGCCCCGGACCGCGGCCUCCGCUGCCCGCCUGAGGCUGAUUAGGGAGGCGGUGAGGAGGCAUUCCGUGAGCCACCACCACGGGGAGAGCCAGAACCAGGGCCAGGACCACUGCUCCGGCAGCGAGGUUGCUGCUGCCGGCGGCGCCGCUAUACCGGCGGAGCGCUCCCCAGCCCUGGGCGCUGACACCGCCGCCCCGGACACCCACGACGUCGCCCCACAGCCGCCCCCGCCCCGUCCCCUCUUUUCCCCCACAACACUCCUGGUUGGGGACAGUAGCAUCAGGAAUAUUCGCUUUUUUAACGCCAUCACGCGGUGUAUUCCUGGUGCUACUGUCCCCACGAUCCUACACGAUCUCCCGGAGCUCCUGCAGUCCCUCCCCUCCACUGUCCGCCGGGUCAUCGUCCACGUCGGGACUAACGACACGGCCCGGCGGCAGUCGGAGGUGGUUGUGACCAGCGGCGUGGCCGGCAGUGGAAAAACCUUCUCGGUGCACAAGUUCAGUCUGGACUGGGCCGAGGGCCUGGAGAACCAGGAUGUGGGGGUGCUGGUGGUGCUCUCCUUCAGGGAGCUGAACCUGCUGGGAGAGCGGCCGUACAGCCUCCUCUCGCUGCUGGCUGUUUUCCAUCCCACGCUCCAGAAGCUGACGGCAGAGCAGCUGGAUGUCUGCAGGCUGCUGUUCAUCUUGGACGGUCUGGAUGAAAGCAGACUUUCUCUGGACUUCAGCAGCAGCCGGCGGCUGCUUGACGUCUCCCGGCAGUCUUCAGUCAGCGAGCUGCUCACUAACCUCAUCCGGGGGGAUCUGCUGCCCUCGGCCCGGCUCUGGAUCACUUCCCGACCGGCGGCGGCCCAUCAGAUCCCUCCAACAUGUGUGGACAGACUGACAGAAGUGCGAGGCUUCACUGACGCCCAGAAGGAGGAGUACUUCAGGAGGAGGCUGAGUGAUGAGGAGCUGAGCAGCAGGAUCAUCUCCCACAUCCAGACCUCCAGGAGCCUCCACAUCAUGUGUGGAAUCCCAGUCUUCUGCUGGAUCACUGCUACAGUUCUGGAGCACAUGUUGAGCAGCGAGCAGAGAGGAGAGCUGCCCCAGACCCUGACUGACAUGUACUCCCACUUUGUGCUGGUUCAGACACACAGGAAGAAGCUCAAGUACCAUGAAGGACCUGAGACGGGUCCACAGGAGCUGACGGAGGCUGACAGGGAGCUUCUUCUGAAGCUGGGCAGGAUGGCCUUGGAACACCUGGACAAAGGAAACAUCCUGUUCUACCAAGAAGACCUGGAGCAGUGUGGUCUGGAUGUGACUGAGGCCUCGCUGUACUCUGGAAUCUGUACUCAGAUCUUCAGAACAGAGUCUGUGAUCUUCCAGAAAGCCGUCUACAGCUUCGUCCAUCUGAGUGUUCAGGAGUUUCUGGCUGCAGUCUCCAUGUUCCACUGUUUCACCAGCAGGAAGACAGAUGUACUGAAGAACUUCUUUGGAGUGGAUCAUGCUUUCAGAUCUCUUGAUGAUUUGCUGGUGGUCGUCCUGGAGAAAUCCCUCAGGAGUCGGAACGGCCACCUGGACCUGUUUGUCCGCUUCCUUCAUGGCCUCUCUCUGGAAUCCAACCAGAGACUCUUAGAAGGUCUGCUGGGUCAGACAGAGAUCAGUCCAGAAACCAUCCAGAGAGUCAUCCAGAACCUGAAGGAGAUCAACAGUGAAAAAGUGUCUCCUGACAGAUGCAUCAACAUCUUCCACUGUCUGACGGAGAUGAAGGACCUCUCAGUCCAUCAGGAGAUCCAAGAGUUCCUGAAGUCAGAGAACAGAUCAGAGAAGAGACUCUCUGGGAUCCACUGCUCAGCUCUGGCCUACAUGCUGCAGAUGUCAGACCAGGUCCUGGAGGAGUUGGACCUGGAGAACUACAACACAUCAUGGGAGGGACGAUGGAGACUGAUCCCAGCUGUGAAGAACUGCAGGAAGGCUGAUCUUUCUGGCUGUGAACUCUUUGAUCCUCACUGUGAAGUGAUCUCCUCAGCUCUGAAGUCUGACCCCUCCCAUCUGAAACAUCUGAACCUGAGUGACAACUACCUGGAGGAUUCAUCAGUGAAGAUUCUGUGUUCUGGACUGGAGAGUCCAAACUGUAAACUGGAGACUCUGAGGUUGAGCAGCUGUGGCCUGUCAGAGAGAAGCUGUGGAGCUCUGUCCUCAGUCCUCAGCUCUCAGUCCUCCAGUCUGACUCAUCUGGACCUGAGUAACAACGACCUGCAGGAUUCAGGAGUGAAGCUACUGUCUUCUGGACUGGAGAGUCCUCACUGUAAACUGGAAGCUCUCAGUCUGUCAGGGUGUCUGGCCUCAGAGGAAGGCUGUGCUUCUCUGGUCUCAGCUGUGAGCUCCAAGUCCUCCCAUCUGAGAGAGCUGGACCUGAGCAACAACCAUCCAGGAGACUCAGGAGUGACGAAGCUAUUUGAUGCAGUGGAGGAUCCACAGUGCAGUCUGGAGACUCUGAGGUUGAGCAGCUGUGGUCUGUCACAGAGAAGCUGUGGAGCUCUGUCCUCAGUUCUCAGCUCUCCGUCUUCCAGUCUGACACAUCUGGACCUGAGUAACAACGACCUGCAGGAUUCAGGAGUGAAGCUACUGUCUUCUGGACUGGAGAGUCCUCACUGUAAACUGGAAGCUCUCAGUCUGUCAGGGUGUCUGGUCUCAGAGGAAGGCUGUGCUUCUCUGGUCUCAGUUGUGAGCUCCAGGUCCUCCCAUCUGAGGGAGCUGGACCUGAGCUACAACCAUCCAGGAGACUCAGGAGUGAAGAAGCUGUUUGCUGCAGUGGAGGAUCCACAGUGCAGUCUGCAGACUCUCAGGGUGGACCAUGGUGGAAAGCAGAGGUUAAAACCUGGUCUGAGGAAGUAUUUUUCUCAACUUGAGCUGGACACAAACUCAAUGAGCAGAAACCUCAAACUGUCCAACAACAACAGGAAGGUGACACGUGUGAGUGAAGAGCAGCCGUAUCCUGAUCAUCCGGACAGAUUUGAUGGCUGGACUCAUCAGCUGCUGUGUAGAAAUGAUCUGAGUGGUCGAUGUUACUGGGAGGUUGAGUGGAGCGGAGAUGUUUAUAUAUCAGUGAGUUACAGAGGAAUCAGGAGGAGAGAAAACAUCGAGGAGUGUGUGUUUGGAUGGAAUAAUCAGUCCUGGAGUCUGAGCUGCUCUGAAGAAGGUUACUCUGUCAGGCACAAUGACAGAAUAACAUCCAUCUCCUCCUCCUCCUCCUCCUCUGGUAGAGUAGCAGUGUAUGUGGACUGUCCUGCUGGCUCUCUGUCCUUCUUCAGAGUCUCCUCUGACUCUCUGAUCCACCUCUACACCUUCAACACCACAUUAACUGAACCUCUCUGUGCUGGAUUUAGACUCUGUUCCUCUGGUUCUUCAGUGAGUCUGUGUCCUCUGUAGGAAGGACGGUCUCUGUCUCUGACAGCAGUCCUGUCAGCACCAAUCAGAGAUCCAGAGAACAUCAGUGGAGUUCAGCAGGGCUCACAGACGGAGCCUCCAACACUUUGUAAAUAUGUCGUCAGUUUAAGUUUCAGGACGUUUUCUAACCUCCUCAAGUCUUUGUCAGCAACAAUGGUGACGAUGAGGAAAGGACUCUUCUGAUCACAGUUUGACGUUUAUAUUUUGAUCCGGCCCAGCCGGUCCUGAUUGGACCAGUUUGGUCUUAGUUGGACUUAUUGAAGGAGAGUCUGACUGAGAGUCUGAGUCUGUCAGUCUGCUGAGAGGCUGGAAGUGAAGCUCUUUUUAAUCCUGAUGGACAAAUGAAGCUUUCUGAAACUCUGAUGCCUGGAUAGAAGCUUUUCUACACUGUCCUCUUUAGUGCCACCUGGUGGCUAAAAAUAUGAAGAGCAGCUUGAAUGAACUGCUCCAUGAUGGUUCCCCACAAGUUCAGUUCACAGCUUCUCUUUAUGAUCAUGUGACCGUUUUGUUUGAUAUCAGGAUGGUUGUGGUGAUAUGAACAAGUGUUCUGUGAGGUUCCUGUCUCAUAUCUGUCCUAAACUAUGGGUCCUCAUUAAUGAUUGCUUCUGAAGAAAUUCUGAACUUUCACCUCGGUUUUUCUUCCUGAUCCGUCCAACAAAGUAUGUUGGAGCCACAUCCAGAGUCAGAGUGAGCCCUGUUCUUGGGGCUGGACAAAAUUUCGAUAUCAAUAUGUACCGCGGUAUAUUUUUAUUCAAUAACGGUGAUAUGAAUUUUAAAUAAAUGUUCGAUAUUGUAGCGACCGCGGGGGUCGCUAGGGGCGCUAGAGAGCCACUGCCCCAGAACUGAGUGUUCCGGGGAGCCGCGGGGCAUUAUGGGAGCUCCCUGUUCGGGACUUUUGGGGCCAUUUGUGGGGUUUCUCUGCGUUCCUGGGGUUUGCUUUCAUUGUGGUUGUGUUUUGCUUGUUGUUAUGUGCUGUUUGUGUGCUUUUAUUUUCAUCAUGUGUCGGACCGUGGGUCGAGGGGGUUACUUGGGGGGUGACCUGGAGCCUACGGGCCGCCAUAAUUUUGUCUCGGUGUUGGUGUGUCAUGUUCCCUAGCUUGGUUGUUUUCACAAUAAACCUUUG
Molecule: messenger RNA, 7374 nt
Organism: Salarias fasciatus (jewelled blenny)
Lineage: Eukaryota; Metazoa; Chordata; Actinopteri; Blenniiformes; Blenniidae
Molecular function (GO): protein binding
Source: RefSeq, a predicted model, not a curated record